GAGCAGAGACGUGAGACGCGUCGGUGCUGGGAGCUCCAUCCCCGGUGUUACGGUUUAACAAGCGACCGUGUUAACUGGCUCUGACAGCCCGAGCAGGGGGAAGCUAGCUGAUCAAGUUUGGAGGACAACAACACGGUAGCAACGAUUGGAAACGUCCGCCUAAACACACGCGAGAUAACAUCUUUAGAGUUUUUUUUAAAAUGCAGUGACUGUUAAGUUGCGUUUCCGCCCCGACAGCUCGUUAGUUGCGUGUUUUAGUUGGGCUCCCUGGUGAGCUUCAUUCAUUCAACCUCUGCUGUCUGUAACUCUGCUUUACCGAACGCUGUAAACAGAUAACCUCGUGAGUCAGCUCGUGCUCAACACGGACAUAAACGUUUAUUUUGAAUCCGUGAUUGUUGGCGUUGAUACGUUGCUGAAGUCCGUUGAAAUACAGCACAUCAGUGUGUAAGAUGACGUGUCAACGCUGCAGCCAUAGACCGUAUGCAACGACUGAGCUGACUAAUCUGAUGAUGGGCGUGAACAUCGCAGACACGAGGAGUUAUCACUGUUACUAUUAAUACUUAUGAAUGGUUGUAAAUACUGUCUUUACGUAUUGUAGUCUCUCUGAACGGGCACUCAACUGACCAUAUCAGGGAGGUCAGUAAGUCGUGCAGGGCAGGUAUGGGCUCCAGAAGGUUCAACUGCAUUUAAAUGCCUCCUCUCCGCACGUUUUUGUGCAGCUUUGCUCAGCAACAUCUCAGACUGCGAUGAGACCUUCAACUAUUGGGAGCCUAUGCACUACCUGCUGUACGGCACAGGGAUGCAAACAUGGGAAUAUUCUCCAUUGUACGCCAUCAGGUCGUACGCUUACUUAUGGUUACAUGCGCUUCCUGCUUGUUUGCAUGCCCAUGUUCUACAGACAAACAAGGUGUUGGUGUUCUACUUUGUGCGAUGUGUCUUAGCGUUCUCCUGCUGUGUCUGUGAACUCUAUUUCUACAAGGCAGUUUGUAAGAAGUUUGGUUUGCAUGUGGGCCGUCUGAUGUUGGCAUUCCUUGUCCUGAGCACGGGAAUGUUCUGCUCGUCUGCAGCAUUCCUGCCCUCUUCGUUCUGUAUGUACACAACACUGGUUGCGAUGACGGGAUGGUUUCAGGACUCAACAUCGUUAGCCGUCAUGGGUGUGGCUGCUGGCGCCAUCGUUGGAUGGCCGUUCUCUGCUCUUGUCGGGAUUCCCAUCGCCUUCGACCUGCUGGUGUUAAAAAGACAGUGGAAAGGUUUCAUCACCUGGUCAGCGGUCGCUCUGCUUCUGCUGCUGGUACCCCUCGUGGCAGUAGACUCUUACUUUUAUGGCAAACUGGUCAUUGCUCCACUCAAUAUUCUACUCUAUAAUGUCUUCACACCACAUGGACCUGAUCUGUAUGGUACAGAGCCGUGGCAUUUCUACUUUUCAAAUGGGAUCCUGAACUUCAACCUGGUGUUUGCGCUGGCACUGUUGUCUCUGCCACUCACUGCUCUCAUGGAGACACUGUUACACAGGUUCAAUGUGCAGAACCUGGGCCGUCCAUACUGGCUGACUCUGUCUCCCAUGUAUCUGUGGAUGUUGGUUUUCUUCACCAGACCUCAUAAAGAAGAGCGUUUCCUCUUUCCCAUUUACCCUCUCAUCUGCCUCAGUGGGGCAGUAGCCCUUUCCUCUCUACAGAAAUGCUACCACUUCCUGUUCCAGCGGUACCGACUGGAGCACUACACGGUCUCCUCCAACUGGUUGGCUCUAAGCACAGUCGUAGUUUUCUCAGUGCUGUCACUGUCUCGCUCUGUCGCCCUCUUCAAAGGCUACCACGCCCCUCUGGACCUGUACCCAGAGUUCCAUCGCAUCGCCAAGGAUCCAACUCUUCACUCAGUCCCUGAAGGCAGACCUGUUAUUGUGUGUGUGGGCAAAGAGUGGCACCGCUUCCCAAGCAGCUUCCUACUACCGCACAACUGGCAACUGCACUUCAUUCAGUCUGAGUUUAAAGGGCAGCUGCCACAGCCAUAUGCCUCUGGUCCUCUGGCCACACAGAUCUUACCAGAAAAUAUGAACGACCAGAACCUGGAAGAGCCAACCAGAUAUGUGGAUUUACGGCAGUGCCACUACGUAGUGGAUCUGGACACAGACGAAGAGACGCCACAUGAGCCACGCUAUUCAGCCAACAAAGAGGAGUGGAGCAUCAUUGCCUAUAAGCCUUUCCUUCAAGCCUCAAGGUCAUCUCCUUUCUUCAGAGUGCUCUACAUCCCAUUUAUAUCUGACCAACACACCACCUACAGGCGCUACGUCAUCUUGAAACCUCGGCGGCAAAAGCAGCCUCGUAAGAGGACGCAUGGCUGACCUUUGAACCUUAGCCUGGGAACAAAAGCUUAACAACAGAAAUCAAGUGUAUGUGUGUGUGUCUUGAAGUAUUUAUCAUUUGACGAUAUCAGACCCUUUAAGGACUUUAUUUCUGCCUUUGGGUUCAUGUGUGUGUGUGUGUGUGUGUGUGUGUGUGACUGAAGAUAAAAUGUUAUGUACAGUGUGUGUGUUUGGCAGGUAUCAGCUGGACCUGUAUUACAAACAUUUUUGUGUGUGUUUGUUGUUGUGUAAAUUAAUGUCGUACAGUGGAUAUGCACUACAAGAUUUAACAUGUAUUUUGACAGGCCGUUAAUCACAAUUAUUAUUAUGUUUUCUUUUCAUAUGUCAUUUGAAAAUGUGUUUCUGAAUGAAAAUCUUGUAGUGUUUGUCUGCAAUUGAAGAGUAUCUUAUUGUGGGCUCUUUAUGAAGAGGAAUGAAAGCAAGGAUGUGUUAUUAAUUUCAUUUGGAAUGUUAAUAAAAAACAUGAUUGACUGCUAA
Molecule: messenger RNA, 2836 nt
Organism: Cyclopterus lumpus (lumpfish)
Lineage: Eukaryota; Metazoa; Chordata; Actinopteri; Perciformes; Cyclopteridae
Gene: alg9
Product: ALG9 alpha-1,2-mannosyltransferase
Exons: 15
Coding region: 773-2338 (521 amino acids)
Biological process (GO): protein N-linked glycosylation
Cellular component (GO): endoplasmic reticulum membrane
Molecular function (GO): alpha-1,2-mannosyltransferase activity
Source: RefSeq, a predicted model, not a curated record